Triticum dicoccoides is the source of this 788-nucleotide messenger RNA. Its product is annotated as low molecular mass early light-inducible protein HV90, chloroplastic-like. The record is from RefSeq and is a predicted model, not a curated record. The coding region runs from base 125 to 643 and encodes 172 amino acids. The transcript has a single exon. NCBI's taxonomy places the organism in Eukaryota, Viridiplantae, Streptophyta, Magnoliopsida, Poales, Poaceae.
CAGCAAACAUUCGACGACACAACAAACAGUCAACAGCAAGUAGCAAUCAUCUAGCCUUCCUUCUUCGCUUGCAGCAGCAUCUGUACCUUCCUUCUCUCCUCUGUCCACCUUCCGCAGCUGAUUAAUGGCAACCAUGAUGGCCAUGAGCUCCUUCGCCGGUGCCGCCGUCCUGCCGAGGGGCUCGGCCGGCCGCUUCGGAGCCCGGUCUCUGCCAGCGCUGGGCCGACGCGCCCUCGUCGUCAGGGCACAGACCGACGGCCCGAGCGCACCACCGCCAAACAAACCCAAGGCGAGCACCUCGAUCUGGGACGCGAUGGCGUUCAGUGGCCCUGCGCCCGAGCGCAUCAACGGCCGCCUUGCCAUGGUAGGCUUCGUGACGGCGCUUGCAGUGGAGGUAGGGCGCGGCGACGGGCUCCUCUCGCAGCUCGGCAGUGGCACCGGGCAAGCGUGGUUCGCCUACACCGUGGCGGUGCUGACCAUGGCGUCGCUGGUGCCGUUGCUUCAGGGCGAGAGCGUGGAGAGCAGAGCCGGCGCCAUCAUGAACGCCAACGCGGAGCUCUGGAACGGCCGCUUCGCCAUGCUCGGCCUCGUCGCUCUAGCGGCCACUGAGAUCAUCACUGGCGCACCCUUCAUCAACGUGUAGAAUAAACUAGCUUUGUUGUCGACCAGAUAACACAACAUGUACUGAGUGGGACAUGUAAAUGAUGAGAAUUGAUCACCCUCAUAUUCUUUGUAUUGCUUAUACUAAUUAAAGACAGUUCAUACUACGGGAGCUGCUUUGUUUGUCA